Molecule: messenger RNA, 1776 nt
Organism: Vigna radiata var. radiata (mung bean)
Lineage: Eukaryota; Viridiplantae; Streptophyta; Magnoliopsida; Fabales; Fabaceae
Product: protein AUXIN RESPONSE 4
Exons: 2
Coding region: 91-1467 (458 amino acids)
Source: RefSeq, a predicted model, not a curated record
CUACCCCAACAGCAACGCAAUGAUGAUGUCUCCAUAACCAUCACUCAAAGCUUGAAGGUGGUUUCAACUUUCAAGCUCGGAGCAUCGACCAUGGCUAUCAUCACAGAAGAACCAGAACCAGAGCCACAACAACAACCUCGCAAACCAAAAACCAAACCCAAACGUCCGUCUUCUUCACCAACUCACGGCAACACCAACAACAGCAACAACAACCCCUUCUCUUUCUGGUUCUACUUCACUCUCUCCGUUUCCCUUCUCACUCUCAUCUUUGUAUUCACCUCUUCCCUUUCUCCCCGUGACCCCAAAGCCUGGUUUCUCACUCUCCCCGCUUCCCUCCGCCACCACUACUCCAAUGGCCGCACCAUCAAGGUCCAGACGCAGCCCAACAAAACCCCCAUCCAAGUAUUCACCUUUCAAGAGGGUUCCACAUCGUCCGAAAACGUAGUCAUUGUGCAUGGCCUGGGUCUCAGCUCAUACUCCUACCGGCAACUCGCCAAAUCUCUCGCCGCCAAGGGAGUGCACGUCACCGCCGUUGACCUCCCCGGACACGGCUUCUCCGACAAGUCCGUGGAGGUGCCCGUGGAGGGGGUCAACGGGAUUUUGGGACGGUUUCAGUACGUGUACAGUGAGAUUCAAGAGAAGGGUGUCUUCUGGGCGUUUGAUCAGAUGGUGGAAACCGGUCAAAUACCGUACGAGGAGAUUCAAGCGCGUAUGUCGAAGAGAAAAGUGAGAGAGCCCGUUGAUUUGGGUCCACAAGAGAUGGGAAAAGUGUUGGAGGAAGUUAUCGAUUCGAUGGGGCUUGCACCGGUUCACUUAGUUCUGCACGAUUCCGCGUUAGGGUUGAGUGCUGAUUUUGUUUCUCAGAGAGCUGAGUUGGUGAGGAGCGUGACGCUUAUCGAUGCGGCGUCGUAUGGGGCUUUUCCCCUUUGGGUGCUGGAGGUGCCUGUGGUGAGGGAAGUGGUGUUGGGGGUUUCUUUUGUGUAUGCUAAGGUGGUGGGUUUGUGCUGUUCCAAGAGGGUUGGGGUGGCUGAUUCGGAUGCAUUGAGGUUGUUGUUGAAGGAGAGGGGUGGGAGGAGGGCGGUCGUGAAUGUGGGGAAGAGGGUGAAUUCUAGCUUUGACUUGGCAGAGUGGGGUGAGGGAUUGAAAGCUAUGCCAAUGCAGGUGCUGUGGUCUGCUGGCUGGUCUCAUGAAUGGAGUCAGGAAGGUGACAGGGUUGCCAAUGCGCUUCCACAGGCCAGUUUUGUUACACAUACUGGAGGCCGCUGGGCUCAGGAAGAUGCAACAGUGGAGAUAGCUGACAAAAUUUCUCAGUUUGUGUUGUCAUUACCAAAGUCUGUCAGGAAAGUUGAGGAAGAGUCCAUCCCAGAGCACCUACAGAAGAUGCUUGAUGAAGCAAAAAGCAGUGGUCAUGAUCACCACCACCAUCAUAGUCAUGGUCAUGGACAUGAUCACCAUGAUGAACUAUGAUGAUGCUCAACAACAAUUACAUCGAGCUAUGCUCUACUUUGGAGCUACUUUUUGAGUUUUGGGUUUGGAAAGAAUAGAUUUUUAUCCGUGGACACAUUUUAGCAAUUUAGAUAGAUGAUGUACUAAAAUUCUGGUUGCAGAAAACUUUAAGUAUUGAAAUUUCUGCAAGUGAAAACGAUGACUAUUAAAACUGAACCUGAAUGAAUGGCAGACCAGGUUAGGUCUUGGAAACUUAUUAUACUGGUUAUGGAAAAAAAUAUCUGAACAAUAUGAUGAGUGAUAAUGAUAAAGUAUUAGCUUUACGAAAAC